UGCCCUCCCCAACCUUAGGGCAGGUGAGUUGUCCAAUCAGAUGGUCCUUGCCAGGUACCAGUCUUAUUUGUACUGCUCUCCGGCGAGCCAGCCUGGAUUUGUGUACCGGGGUGUGAGUGUACGUCUUGCGGGAGCCCCCCCGCCUCCAAAGCAACCCAGCCUGCCUGCAGGACUCUGCUCUCCUCUCUGCAAGGGACAAGUUUGCCUGGAUCGCAGCUCCCUGGCUGCUCUCACCUCGCUGGGAAAGACGCGCUUACCUGCUUGCACUUCCUGGGCUGGGGGGUGGGGGGGUGGGGGGCAGAGUUGUGUGUGUGUUUCGGGGGGGGUCUUUUGCACACACACACACACGAGGCACAACCGCCUCCAAAGAGCUCACUCCAGACCAAACCAUGUUCCAGCCAGCAGCUAAGCGGUGCUUCACCAUCGAGUCGCUGGUGGCGAAGGACAAUCACUUGGCUUCAGAGGAUCCCAUCCGACCUACAGCCCUCAACUACCCCAACCCUUCCGCGGCCGAGGCGUUUGUUAAUGGCUUUCACAGCGCGGCAGCCGGCAGGUCCCUGUACAGCAGCCCGGAGCUGGUCUUCCCAGAGGCCGUGAGCCACCCCUCCUUGAGCGUUCACCCGCACCAGCUGGGCGCGUCCCAGCUCCAGCACCCGCACUCCUUCUUCGCCCCCCAGCACAGAGACCCCCUCAACUUCUACCCCUGGGUGCUGAGGAACAGGUUCUUCGGGCACCGCUUUCAAGGGAGCGAGGUGUCCCAGGAGGGUUUGCUACUGCACGGGCCCUUUGCCAGGAAGCCCAAGCGGAUCCGCACGGCCUUCUCCCCGUCCCAGCUCCUGCGGCUCGAGAGGGCCUUCGAGAAGAACCACUACGUGGUGGGGGCUGAGCGCAAACAGCUGGCCAGCAGUCUCAGCCUCUCCGAGACCCAGGUGAAAGUGUGGUUCCAAAACAGAAGGACGAAAUACAAGAGGCAGAAGCUGGAAGAGGAAGGCCCCGAAUCAGACCAGAAGAAGAAAGGUUCCCAUCACAUCAAUAGAUGGCGGAUUGCCACCAAACAGUCCAACGGGGAAGACAUUGAUGUCACGUCUAAUGACUAGAAAGGGGGCAGGCUGCUGGCAAAUAAACCAAUGAGAGGAACGAGGGGGAGGAGGGGAAAAUACGGGGCAAACAACACAAAACAAAAACCGGAGAGAUUUCACAAAGACAAAGCAACCGCGGUGCGUGGGCCAAACGAGAGGCCUACGGACCAGUUCCUCCCUCGGCACUCAGUUCUGCCCACUGGGUGGCCUUCAGCGGCGCUUUGGAAAUGAAAGCUCCCAGAUAACAGAGGAAACACCCCCGCAGCCACCCUGCGCUCCUGAGAACUGAACCGAGCUGCCCGUCCUCGCAGCCUGAAGCUGUCGGUCAGCCACAAGAUCAAAUAAAAAUGUCAACCGAGAAACUCAAUGUACACAAUCCUUUUCUUUUUUUACACAAUUUUUAUUUUAAUUUAUUAUUUUAUUUUGUGCGUGUGUUCCCUGUCGUAGGUAGUUAACAGCUGUAGUGUGCGUUACUGUAUGGUAAUAAAAGCAAAAUGGGCUUAA
Molecule: messenger RNA, 1583 nt
Organism: Chrysemys picta bellii (western painted turtle)
Lineage: Eukaryota; Metazoa; Chordata; Testudines; Emydidae
Product: homeobox protein EMX1
Biological process (GO): regulation of transcription by RNA polymerase II; central nervous system development; neuron differentiation
Cellular component (GO): nucleus
Molecular function (GO): RNA polymerase II cis-regulatory region sequence-specific DNA binding; DNA-binding transcription factor activity, RNA polymerase II-specific
Source: RefSeq, a predicted model, not a curated record